Molecule: messenger RNA, 2736 nt
Organism: Panthera uncia (snow leopard)
Lineage: Eukaryota; Metazoa; Chordata; Mammalia; Carnivora; Felidae
Gene: CPSF2
Product: cleavage and polyadenylation specific factor 2
Exons: 15
Coding region: 273-2621 (782 amino acids)
Biological process (GO): mRNA 3'-end processing by stem-loop binding and cleavage
Cellular component (GO): mRNA cleavage and polyadenylation specificity factor complex
Molecular function (GO): RNA binding
Source: RefSeq, a predicted model, not a curated record
GUAAGCUUCAGCUUCCAAAAAUUAGGACAGGUUUUCUUUUUAAAAACAGGAUCAUUUCUUAUGCUACUUGCUGCUGCUCAUGUGUUCACCUUAGGGCAUGACAUAGAAGGUAAACACCAUAAUUAAAAACAGAAGUAAAUCUGUUAUACCACAUUUAGCAGACUCUCUUUAUUUUUUAGAUUUAUGAAGAACUCUUCCCGUGAAUUCAUGGUGUUUCAUCCUAUAUACGACUGAGAUAUCAAACUUUUUGGAUUGUUGUUUUUGGACCAAAAAUGACAUCUAUUAUCAAAUUAACUACCCUCUCGGGGGUUCAGGAAGAGUCUGCUCUUUGCUAUCUUCUGCAAGUUGACGAGUUUAGGUUUCUCCUGGACUGUGGCUGGGAUGAGCACUUUUCUAUGGAUAUUAUAGACUCCCUGAGGAAGCAUGUUCACCAGAUUGAUGCAGUGCUGUUGUCCCAUCCUGAUCCUCUUCAUCUUGGUGCCCUCCCGUCUGCUGUCGGGAAGCUGGGGCUGAAUUGUGCGAUCUAUGCGACCAUUCCUGUUUAUAAAAUGGGACAGAUGUUCAUGUAUGAUCUUUACCAGUCUCGACACAACACAGAGGACUUUACGCUCUUUACAUUAGAUGAUGUGGAUGCAGCCUUUGAUAAAAUACAGCAGUUAAAAUUCUCUCAGAUUGUGAAUUUGAAAGGUAAAGGACAUGGCUUGUCUAUCACACCUCUGCCAGCUGGUCAUAUGAUAGGUGGAACAAUAUGGAAAAUAGUCAAAGAUGGAGAAGAAGAAAUUGUCUACGCAGUUGACUUUAACCACAAGAGGGAGAUCCAUUUAAAUGGAUGUUCCCUGGAAAUGCUAAGCAGACCCUCCCUGCUUAUCACAGAUUCAUUUAAUGCUACGUAUGUGCAGCCUCGGAGGAAACAGAGAGACGAACAACUUCUGACAAAUGUCCUGGAAACGCUUCGAGGUGAUGGAAAUGUGUUAAUAGCAGUGGACACCGCGGGCAGAGUUUUGGAACUUGCUCAACUCCUUGAUCAGAUCUGGAGAACUAAAGAUGCAGGGCUAGGUGUCUACUCACUGGCACUCCUGAAUAAUGUCAGCUACAAUGUGGUGGAGUUUUCGAAGUCCCAGGUAGAAUGGAUGAGUGACAAAUUGAUGAGAUGUUUUGAAGACAAAAGAAAUAAUCCAUUUCAGUUCCGCCACCUCUCUCUGUGCCACGGUCUUUCUGACCUGGCCCGGGUACCGAGCCCUAAAGUGGUGCUUGCCAGCCAGCCCGACCUGGAAUGUGGAUUUUCAAGGGAUCUCUUUAUUCAGUGGUGUCAGGACCCUAAAAACUCAAUCAUUCUAACCUACAGAACUACUCCUGGGACUUUAGCACGUUUCCUAAUUGAUAAUCCUUCCGAAAAAAUUACAGAAAUAGAGUUAAGGAAGCGUGUGAAGCUUGAAGGGAAAGAACUUGAAGAAUACUUGGAAAAAGAGAAACUAAAGAAAGAAGCUGCGAAAAAACUUGAGCAGUCAAAAGAGGCAGACAUCGAUUCUAGUGAUGAGAGUGACGUUGAGGAAGAUAUUGACCAGCCCUCAGCUCAUAAAACCAAGCAUGACCUGAUGAUGAAAGGUGAAGGUAGUCGUAAAGGAAGUUUCUUCAAACAGGCUAAAAAGUCUUAUCCUAUGUUUCCUGCCCCAGAAGAAAGAAUUAAAUGGGAUGAAUAUGGAGAAAUUAUCAAACCAGAGGAUUUCUUAGUGCCAGAACUUCAAGCAACUGAAGAAGAGAAAAGCAAAUUGGAAUCUGGCUUGACAAAUGGAGAUGAACCCAUGGAUCAGGAUCUAUCUGAUGUUCCCACUAAGUGUAUUUCUACAACAGAGUCUAUUGAAAUAAAAGCUAGGGUUACUUACAUAGACUAUGAAGGACGCUCUGAUGGAGAUUCCAUUAAAAAGAUCAUUAAUCAGAUGAAACCACGACAGUUGAUCAUUGUCCACGGACCACCAGAGGCCAGUCAAGAUCUUGCCGAGUGCUGCCGUGCAUUUGGUGGGAAAGAUAUUAAGGUGUACAUGCCAAAGCUACACGAAACAGUUGAUGCCACUAGUGAAACUCACAUCUACCAGGUGAGAUUGAAAGACUCACUUGUCAGCUCCCUUCAGUUUUGUAAGGCAAAAGAUGCUGAAUUAGCUUGGAUAGAUGGAGUCUUAGACAUGAGAGUUUCCAAAGUGGACACAGGAGUUAUCUUAGAAGAAGGAGAACUGAAGGAUGAUGGAGAAGACUCGGAAAUGCAGGUGGACGCUCCUUCGGACUCCAGCGUUCUGGCACAACAGAAGGCCAUGAAGAGCCUGUUUGGGGAUGAUGAAAAAGAAACGGGUGAAGAAAGUGAGAUCAUUCCGACUUUGGAGCCCUUACCCCCCCAUGAGGUUCCUGGACACCAGUCAGUUUUUAUGAACGAACCAAGACUGUCAGACUUCAAACAAGUUCUUUUACGGGAGGGGAUUCAAGCUGAAUUUGUAGGGGGCGUACUUGUUUGCAACAAUCAAGUAGCAGUCCGCAGGACGGAAACUGGCCGCAUUGGAUUAGAAGGCUGCCUUUGUCAAGAUUUUUAUAGGAUAAGAGACCUUUUAUAUGAACAGUAUGCCAUUGUGUAAAGAACGUGAUGUCAAGAAGUGUCUGUUUGACCUUUCUAAGAGAAAAGGGUUCUUAUUCUAAGCUUUUGCUUUUUUGUUUUGUAACAUACAAAAAAGAAAUGCCAGAAAAAUUUAA